AUGGCCGACACGGAGCUGCAGCGGCGCUUCUCGCCCCGCGCGCCCAUGGAGGCCGACAUCGCGGCCGAGCUGCAGUCGAUGAUGCGCCUACACAGCAUCUCGGCCGAGGACCUCUUUUACAAGUGGGAGUCGUACUGCAUCAAGAUGGACCUCGACGCCGGCGACGCCCUGACGCUGGCCCACGUGCGGAAUCUCAAGCAGAAUAUGUUGGACGCGCUGGCCAAGUCGGCGGCGGCGGCCGAUGUUGGGUCUGCUGUGAAGCCCAAGGCGGAGAGAAAAAUUGCGGGAACGCCGAGAGGUGGUGGUGGUGGCGGUGGUGACAUGUAUGGCAUGCUGGACGGGUUGAUGCCGAGCACGCCGGCGUCGUCGGGCAAGAGGUUGAAUAGAGGAGCGGCGCCUACGCCUGGGACCAGUGCCGGAGGGAGCACACUGCGUAGGAGGAUGGAAAUGUCCAAGAUUUCGAGCUCGCCGGCCGGCGGCAUGGGUGAGCAGCUGGCGGAGAUGCACGGAUCAGCCCCAGCUAGCUCGUUCAACGACCGGCCCAACCCCGGCGAGGUGGUCGAGGUCCUCAACGGCCAGCUCGCGUCGGCCUCGCCGCCUCCCGCGCCGUACCCCGAGCCGCGCGUUAAGCUAACGGCCGCGUCGGACCAGAAGAAGAUGGGCUACAAACCGCUGGCGAUGAAGCUGUCCGAGGCGAGCGAGAUUCUUGACGACCGCAUCGACGACCUGGCGGCGCUCGUGCAGCGGCACCACUCCCUCGACGACACCGCCCUGGGCAACGCCGCGCGCCAGGGCACCACCGACAUUGUCGCCGUCGGGCGCGUCGCGUCCGACAGCCCCGAAGGUCGCCUCAACGCGGCGAGCCUGGUGCUCGAGACGUCGCGCCGCACGGGCAUGGGCUUCCGCGUGCCGCUGCGCAUGGACGCCAUCCCCGCGUGGAGCGUGUUUCCGGGCCAGAUUGUGGCGCUGCGAGGGAGCAACGCCACGGGGGACGAGUUUGUGGUCAAGGAGGUGCUGGCGAUACCGCUGCUGCCAAACGCGGCAUCGACGGGUAGCGCGCUGGCCGCGCACGAGGAGCGCAUGCGCGUGCGAGAUCCGGAUGCGAUGAUGGAUGAGGACGACGAGAAGCCGGCGCCGCCGCUGAGCAUGCUGUACGCGGCGGGGCCGUACACGGCGGACGACAACCUGGAUUUUGAGCCACUACAUGCGCUGUGCGCGGAGGCGGCGGACACGUACGCCGACGUGCUGGUGCUGACGGGUCCGUUUCUCGACGUGGACCACCCGCUCGUCGCCACCGGCGACUUUGACCUCCCCGACGAGGCGCUCGGCGGUAGCAGCGGCGACGCAGACACGGCGACCAUGACGACAGUCUUUCGGUACCUCGUCGCACCGGCCCUCGCGCGCCUCGUCGCCGCCCACCCCUCCGUCACGGUGAUUCUGGUGCCGUCGGUGCGCGACGUGCUCGACAAGCACGUCUCCUGGCCGCAAGACACCAUCCCCCGGCGCGAGCUCGGCCUGCCGCGCUCCGUCCGCAUCGUCUCCAACCCCAUGACGCUGUCCAUCAACGAGCUCGUCCUCGGCGUCUCCAGCCAAGACGCGCUCUGGGAGCUGCGCGCCGAGGAGCUCAGCAAGGUGGGCGCGGCGCUGUCGUCGGGCGGCGGCGGCGGCGACCUGAUGGCGCGGCUGUGCAGGCACCUGGUCGAGCAGCGCCAUUUUCACCCCGUGUACCCGCCGACGGAUCGCGCGCGGCUGCCGCGAACGGGCACGGCCGAGGGCACGGCUACGGGCGCGGUCCUGGACGUGAGCUAUCUGAAGCUGGGCGAAAUGGUCAAUGUGCGUCCGGAUGUGCUGCUGACGCCGAGCGCGCUGCCGCCGUUUGCCAAGGUCGUGGAGAGCGUGCUGGCGAUUAACCCGGGAUACCUGUCCAAACGCCGCGGCGCAGGCACGUAUGCGCGCAUGACGCUGCACCCGCCCAAGAUUGAAGGCGACGGUCUGCAAGGACAUCGCGUCUUUGAGCGGGCCAAGGUGGAAAUCGUACGCAUAUGA
Beauveria bassiana ARSEF 2860 is the source of this 2046-nucleotide messenger RNA. Its product is annotated as DNA polymerase alpha/epsilon subunit B. The coding region runs from base 1 to 2046 and encodes 681 amino acids. The transcript is spliced from 3 exons. The record is from RefSeq and is a predicted model, not a curated record. Gene Ontology annotation, biological process: DNA replication initiation; DNA replication. Gene Ontology annotation, cellular component: alpha DNA polymerase:primase complex. Gene Ontology annotation, molecular function: DNA binding. NCBI's taxonomy places the organism in Eukaryota, Fungi, Ascomycota, Sordariomycetes, Hypocreales, Cordycipitaceae.